Messenger RNA from Ooceraea biroi (clonal raider ant), 4483 nucleotides. RefSeq lists its product as uncharacterized. The record is from RefSeq and is a predicted model, not a curated record. NCBI's taxonomy places the organism in Eukaryota, Metazoa, Arthropoda, Insecta, Hymenoptera, Formicidae. Gene Ontology annotation, biological process: multicellular organismal reproductive process.
UUUCUUCACUUUCAGCGUUAUAUUCACUCAGAAAUGUAUUUUGAAUAAAAAGAAAUACAAAUGAAAAAUAAGUGACAUUUUGUAUCUUCUUCGGUAUCAGUCGCAUCAGAGCCUGAAUGAAGCGUGUACAUGAAGAAAUAUCUUUUUACAAUGCCUGUGCUUAAAGUUUUCCUUUAAGAAGAUUUAUUUUAAAUUUUCUUAAAAUGUUCUUAAAAUUAGCAUUUAAAAUAGCAUUUAAAUGAAUUUAAUUCUGAGUGAAUACAACGCAUUUAAAUGCUAUUUUAAAUGCUAAUUUUAAGAAUAUUUUUUUAUGUUUCAAUCGUUUAAUAAUAAGCCAGUAACUCAUAUAAUUGUAGCUUUAUUUUGACCAACGUUGUGCGUUUUAACAUCAGAUGUUGCCAGCUUGGUCAAAAUAAAGCUACAAUAAUAUUUUUUUUAGAUAAAAGAUCACGCUAUCUUUCCACAAAAAUUUAACGUUUCUGUGAGAAUACUAAAAAAAACCUUCAUACUAAAAAAAGGCUUAUGUGUUAGUAGCAGAUAACUAGAUUCAUAUGAUUAUAAAAUGUUGCUCUGGCUUCUCUCUCUCUCUUUUUCUAUCUCAUUUGCUUAAAAUUAUUUAAUAAUUGUUUAAUGCGUUUUGAUUAACUACUGCAUAAGAAGUCUCACACUGAAGUAAAAAUAGUAUUGAUGAUCGCAGACGUUAGAUGGCACGUACUGUUGGAUAUCCGCUUGUAGUCUGCUUGUAUUACUGCGAUCACAGAUCACUUGCGUAAUUAUAAAUUAUCGACUGUAUUUUCAAUCAUGCAUAUUCAAUUAAAUAACUCAAACAAAUGAUUACUAAUUCAGAUAAUGAAACCAUAACACGCGGACAUUUAUACUGUUAUUCUUUACGUGUUAUAUCCUCUUCGCAUCAUUGUCCAAAUUCUACUUAAAUUAUACGAUUACUUAUAGAUAUUUAAAAUAAUACAAAAAUCAUUUUGCACACGUAUUGUUCUUUUGUAUCAGCCACAUAUUUUUUGCUGUUUAUCCAGAAAUAUUAAUAUUUGCGCAGUAUUUAUAUUUUAUGCUUUUAAAUUUUCUUCUUUUUUAGUGAAUUGUCUGAAUGUUUUCCUGUUUACGAUUUUUGUAUUUUGGCCAGAGUGUAAAUCAGGGUAGAGUUAUUUUAUUAAAUGUAUGCUUUUUCUUCGCAAUUGUAAGAGUUUCCAGUAAAGCUGUUUCCUAGUAAAGAAGACGAUAAAUGCCAGAUUGACGUAAAAUCAAUAUGUCGUAUAUUAACGGAGAGGCGAAAGAUCCUGGUACUAUACGUAACGGAGUUUAAACGCGCUAUCUUUUUCUAAGUGUGUAAUGAUGCGACCUUUAACGCCUCUGUGAGAAUCUUGUUGUGUUGUGAUGUUGUGACUUUACAUUUCCUGAGAUUAUUUUAAAGCGAAAAUGUGUAAAAAGGACAAAACUGUAAUGGCACUCUAUAAAAAUAAAUGGAAAAAAUUUUCUUUAAUUUGUACGUCACAAUAAUAGCUCUUGCAAUGCACGAUUUUUUUAAAUUUAAUUGAAAUAUUAGAUUUGUUAUCUAAUAUUUGCAAUGACCACUAAGUGUUUAUAUAGCAGCGGUUGUAUUCUGCCAUGUCGCAAACACUUGUUAGAUACGAAAGACAUAAAAAACGAUUAUUUUUACACCUGACAAACCGGUAAACGUUGAACAUUUAAAUAUGAUUGCAAUUAACGUCGUGACAAGCAAGAAAAUUUCCACAAAUGUAUCAAGAACGUGAUAUUGUUUGCACCUGCAUUAAUGUUCACGAAAUUAUUUUAUCAAAUUCUUCGAUUUUCUAGGAAUUAUCUUGUAAAUAUUUAAAACAAUAAGUCGAGAGCGAUUCAAUCUGUCGUUGUCUCAAUUUCCCUUCGUAUCUUCUUUGAAUAAUAUUGUAACUAAUCGAUUAAACCAUAACAUAUUAAAAAAUUAGAAAUUAAGUAUGCAGAGAAAUAUUUCUGAUGUGAACUUUAUUAUUUGUCACAAUUAUUCAAAAAAGACAGAAAAACGAACUACAAUCUUACAGAAGAAUUGCAAUUGUUUUAUUAUAACUAUUUUGCAUUAUCUGAAAAUAUAAAGCAAAUAAAAAUUCAACUGUAGAUGCAAUCGUGUCGCAUCAUGUUUUUGUUCUAUAUAAUCGUUCUAUGAAAUAUUCAUGAAAAUAAUUUACUUUAAAUGAAACAUGUUUCUUCUGACGUAAGAUUCUUGCGUAAAUUCUAUUCAAGCAUGUAUCAUGUGUGUCCAUGAUGUCUACCAGUGUUUCGCAGGUGAAUCAACAUGUUGCAAAUGUUAUUCCAAAACAGGAAGUUUUGGUUUACUUACAGAUUAAAAACAUGAAAUUUUCAUGUACAUAUGUAUCAUGUAUUCUCUCGUAUGGUUCAUAUAUACAUUUUUUUCAAUAUUUUUUGAUAUAUAUCAGUCGACCGUGAACUUUGAAGAAUAAAUCACGCUAGUGAUUUACUGUGGAAGGAGAUUGCAUAUAAUCCAAUGUACAUGAAAGACGAUAAGUACAUAUAUAAGGUGGAUUAGUUCGCGCAAAUCAGUCGUGAUCACGACCGUUGUAUAUCUGUUAGACACGUUUCUCAUUACGAUCUCGGAAAGUGCACCGUGCGCGACAGGAAUUUCUAUAAUUUCGAAAAAUGUUCGUCGCGGCCUUUGUUUUUGCGCUGCUGACUGUUUAUGUCACAGCGGAAAUACCCUCCUACAUUCAUGUGUGCGGCCGCCGAGAUCCGAAUAUCAAUCAGUGCAUCUUAGACAACGUUAACAAUAUGAAAGAUAAGCUCUGCAUGGGUAUCCCGGAGUUGAGUGUUCCUGCGUUCGAACCGGUGAUCAUCGACAAACUAGUCGUAGCCGAUACACCUAACACCAAAUUUUAUUUGAAAAAUGUAGUUAUAAAUGGACUAUGCGAUUUCGACGUAAAAUCUUUACAGUCGGAUCUUAAGAAGAACCACUUUAAGGUUGACUUAAUAUUGAAUCACAUCAUAAUAAACGCUACGUACGAUAUCGAUGCACGUAUAGUGAUACCCAUCAAUCAGAAAGGAGAUGCUUUCGUUAAGACAGAUGACGUAAGAGCGAUAGCGAACAUGGACUUGACAAUAACAUCUAAAAAUGGCAAGAGAUACGUGUACAUGUCACAGAUGAAGAUAAAUCUCGAUCUCAAAACGUACGACAUUCAACUCAAUGUGGAUGAGAGAGAGAGGAGCGAACUGAGCAGGAUCGUUGGUAUCUUCAUAGGCAGCAAUCAAAAGGAUAUCAUUGCGGUUGUUAAGCCGCUCUUGGAAGAAGUAAUUUCGAAACGGAUUCUGCUGAUUGCCAACGAGAUAGUCAAACAUUUCACUUACGAAGAGCUCUUCCCCGAUCGAACGUAAAUUACACGAGAAAUUGUUAAGAUAUAUUGUCGCAAGGUCAGGUUUGCACCGUCUUGUGAUCGAAUUAAAAAAGGACCGAUUGAACAACCUUAUUUCUUCUAAAUUGGUGUAAUCAGUAAUGCGAAUCUUUUAUCCGUUAAAAAGUGAAACUAAAUAAUUCCUUACAAGUUUUUUUACAAUCGGUCAUAUAAUUAUUAGAUCAGUUAGGUAAUAGAAAAUCGAUUGUUAAUAAAAACUUGUAUAGAACGAGUCAGUAAUCACAAGAAAUAGUCAAAUUGGAAAACUUGCAUCACGUUGAACGUGACGCUCGUGAUGAUUUUGCGUACCGAGCUGUGUGAUGCGGCGAGUUACGAAAUAAUGGAGGAGCGAACAUAUGAAUCAAAUCGCAACGACGAAAUUUCGUUAUGCAGACAUGAUUUUAUCUCUUACGGUUUUAUCUUGAUUAUUCAUGCAGCAAUUGUGCUUCGUGUUCAAAUUUGUUUUGAUUUUAUAUUGUAAUUUUAUAAUCUCGUUAUUUCAAUUGCGCACAAUGAGUGUUACGAGUAUACGAGUUACUAUUUUGUAAGAAAAAGAAAUGUAUUAUUUUAAGCUAACAUUGAUAGUAUCAAGUUUUGCAUGUGCUCGUCAAAUAAUGCGUUUUGUACGAUAUUGCGAUAUAGAAAUAAAAUUAAAUACUAAAAAAUUAGAAAAAAACAGAUGAAAUAAAAACAGAUCUCUACGAAUCGGCCAUGUUAUAUAAGUCGUGUUCUUAGUCAUACUUCUCGUACUUAUAUCUGAUUAUGUUGUCAACUUCAACGUAACUUGUUCGCGUCGAAAUAAAUGUGAGUCAGAAAUCAUUAAUUGUAAUAUGUUGCAAUAAUAAUUGCAAUAAUAAUAUGUUGCAAUAAUAAUUGCAGUGAUUGUAACGGAGUGCUUCCUUAUACGUGAUUAAAUUCAAAUGAUAUUUGACUUUAUGUAAAUGCUUAUAUGUUACUUUUGCAUGCGAUUAUAUUCGCCUUUGGUUACAAAUUAUGAAUAUUUCAUAGAGCAAAGUGUGCUCUAAGUGGCGUCAUGUUCCAGAAUCUAAAUAAAAUAUUAUAUUUGACUUUAU